Molecule: messenger RNA, 2202 nt
Organism: Periophthalmus magnuspinnatus
Lineage: Eukaryota; Metazoa; Chordata; Actinopteri; Gobiiformes; Gobiidae
Gene: ctns
Product: cystinosin, lysosomal cystine transporter
Exons: 11
Coding region: 299-1492 (397 amino acids)
Biological process (GO): L-cystine transport
Cellular component (GO): lysosomal membrane
Molecular function (GO): L-cystine transmembrane transporter activity
Source: RefSeq, a predicted model, not a curated record
CUUCCGUAAACUCACCCAUGUCCCUGUGUGGUCAGUUUGUGGUCAAUGUGAUACAACGCGUCUGUCUGCUUGCCAUUUGUUCCAGAGCUUCCGGGAUCUAGACUAGGUCCAAAUGCUUGCCCCUGGUGCAUGAGCGCGGCUGUGACCGUGCGCUUUAGUCCCGGGGCAGUUCUGGGCGGUCCCUGUGCGCACUUGUCCCGUGACCAACGCGUGAUGAACAACUGACGAAGACAACACGGAGGUGAGACUUUCGGCUUGUGUCCCGGCUACUUCUGUUGACCCGGUGCAGGUUUAAGAUAUGCCUGUGAUCAGGAGGGCCCUCUUCCCCUGGGGGGCUCCAGCCUCACUGCUCUGGACUCUGUUGCUGCUGGUGGGCUUUUCAGAGUCUAAGCUGCAGCUGUCCGCUCCAGAGGCUGUCACGCUCCAACUGCUCCAGCAAGACACGGUUCACAUCAGCAGCAGUGCCCCUCUGAACGAGACUCUGGUGCUGUUGCUCAAUGUGACGUCCAGCUCCAUCAGCAACUGGUCCAGUGUGGUGUCCCUCCCUCACGAGGUCCCUCUGAGUGCAGGUAGCUCAGAGGCCUUGUUUAACGUGAGUGCGCUGGCUGUAGGACAGGUCACCGCCUUCCUGAACUCCAACCGCUCUGACCUCAGCGUGUCCCUGCGGAUCCGUUUUCUGGUCAUCCACAGCCAAGUGGUGGAGUUGCUGAGUGAGGUCAUUGGCUGGAUCUACUUCCUGGCCUGGUCCGUGUCCUUCUACCCACAGGCCUGGGAGAACUGGACCAGGAAGAGUGUGGUGGGGCUCAACCUGGACUUUCUGGCUCUGAAUCUGACAGGAUUCUUCGCCUACAGCGUCUUCAACAUCGCCCUCUUCUGGGUGCAACCUAUAAAGGAGGAGUAUCUGAAGAGGGACCCAAAUGGCGUGAUCCCAGUGACGGCCAGUGACGUGUUCUUCAGCCUGCAUGCUCUGCUCCUGUGCUCGCUCUACGUGUGCCAAGCUGCUCUCUACCAGAGAGGGGGGCAGACCGUCUCCUGGCCCGCUCGAGGCCUCUUGCUGCUCGGCUGGACCUUCGCUCUGGUCACCCUCUUCCUGGCUGUGGCCCAGGUCAUCACGUGGCUCCAGUACAUCUAUUACUUCUCCUACAUUAAACUGGCCGUGACACUGGUCAAAUAUAUGCCUCAGGCCUACAUGAACUACCAGCGCAAGAGCACAGUGGGCUGGAGCAUCGGGAACGUGCUGCUGGACUUCACUGGAGGAGUGCUCAGCAUCCUACAGAUGGUGCUGCAGUCCUACAAUAAUGAUCAGUGGAUGCUAUUCUUUGGAAACCCCACCAAGUUUGGACUGGGCCUGUUCUCCGUGCUCUUCGACCUGCUCUUCAUCAGCCAGCACUACUGUCUCUACAGGACAAAGUACCAGCCUUUACCUUCGGAGGAGCAGGACCCAGACCAGGACUGCCCCAGGAGGACUGCCCCAGAACUGCCCCAGGACUAAUCCAGGACCACUGCAGUAGCUCCAGGAUUUUAAAAUGGGAGCGGUUAACUGGGCCACAUGUAUAUUUAUUAUACACCUUUGUAUUUAGGUGUGGUUUGAGGAUCCUUUAUUUUAAUAUGACAAACCAUGGAUUUUGUGCACUUUUGGGGUGUCCCAGCGGGCUAGGCUAAUUAUAAUAAAGUUUUCUUACAAUUACUGAUAGAGUAUUUAUUGUUUUACUUCAGCAUUCACAAUCUGUACAAGAGAUGAAUGUGUGAAGAAUGAUCAAGUCACUCAGCUCAUUGUUCUGCACAAACUGCCCCAUUCACACCUUUUAGUUUUUAUGUAUUUGUCCAAAGUGAGGACAACAUGCUCCUCUAAAUCAGGAUAGUUGGCAUAGUCCUUCUAAAUCAGAACAGUUAAAAUAGUUAAAAAUAUUUUAUUAAACCUUUUAUAAUAAGUUAUGAUUAACUUGUUUUAUAGUUAUGGCCGCUUAGUGUAAGAGAACAAUGAGCAAAAUGCAUUCAAAUGCAAAUUUUGAAUCACUAGCCAGUCAUGGCCUGACCAUUGGGGGGGACAUUCAAAUUCCAGGGGAAAUCAGGGCCAUCCCUUGGGGGCACCCAGUAUUUUUACAAAAAGGGCAUUUUACAAUUUUUUGCAAUUUUAUAUUUAUAUCAGUAACCAAUGGACCCAUGUUUGUAAUUUUAGAUGUAUUUUAUCAUUGUAUUAUC